Messenger RNA from Bacillus rossius redtenbacheri, 745 nucleotides. RefSeq lists its product as uncharacterized. Bases 1 to 663 code for a protein of 220 amino acids. The record is from RefSeq and is a predicted model, not a curated record. The transcript is spliced from 5 exons. Gene Ontology annotation, molecular function: carbohydrate binding. Lineage: Eukaryota; Metazoa; Arthropoda; Insecta; Phasmatodea; Bacillidae.
AUGCUGCCCGGGGACGUGCUCUACUACUGGCUCUACGUCCAGAGAUACGGCCUGGGCUACAGGAAGGACGCCAGCUACUGGAUAGUGGACGGUAGGUACCCCUGCUGCCCCGGGACGUGCUCUACUACUGGCUCUAUGUCCAGAGAUACGGUACCGCUGCUGCCCGGGGACGUGCUCUACUACUGGCUCUACGUCCAGAGAUACGGCCUGGGCUACAGGAAGGACGCCAGCUACUGGAUAGUGGACGGUAGGUACCGCUGCUGCCCGGGGACGUGCUCUACUACUGGCUCUACGUCCAGAGAUACGGUACCGCUGCUGCCCGGGGACGUGCUCUACUACUGGCUCUACGUCCAGAGAUACGGCCUGGGCUACAGGAAGGACGCCAGCUACUGGAUAGUGGACGGACUCCAAAGCAUACCGAUGUUGACGGCCCCGCAUGUUAGCCAAGUGCAGCCUCCACUGAAACCUGCCCUAGCCCCAACGGCGCAAGAAAUUAUCUCCACGGUCAUGAAGAACAACUGCUCCUCUCUCGGUUUGAACCAUGGACCCAACAGGGAUCCACUACUGUACCUUCUUGAAGGCUACGAAUUUGUCAUGGUAGUCAAGGAUGGCCAACUCCAACUCAAAGACCGUCCGUUGCCUGCUGAAACCACCAAAGUCUAAACGAAAUAAACGGCUUUUAUAAGAACUAUUGAGUGAAAUUACAUUAAAAAAAUUAAAGAAGGAAAAGCAGGAGAAAGAUGAA